AUGUCGACACAUCCCGCCGACUCGGAUUUCGUGCUCUUCCCUCAAAACAUCAACACCUCUCGCCGAUCCAACAUGCUCGCCGUCGAGUCCCGACCGAAGCAAUCUGCAUACUUCCAGCCGAUGGCCAUGGACCCUAACUUGGUUGACAUGUUCUCGUAUCCUAUGGACACCCCGUCCCUGUUCGCCGAGUCCGAAUUCCAGCAGGCCUCAACUUUCUCUUCUGUGCCCGCGACACCUCCUUCAGUUCCUGCGUCCCACUCGGCGGAACACCAAAUUCCCACCGGCUCGGCUGCCUCGGGCCCCUCCAUUGCGAGUGCGCCUUCUUCUGCACUGGGCUCUCCGUACUCGGGGAGUGCGCAAGUCGCGCAGGAUAAUUGGAUGAAUACGAAUCACGGCCUUGGUUUGCCUGCCGCCGUCAUGAAUGAUUUGUUUGCCAAUGAUUAUAGCCACAUGGGGGGCCACGUCGAUAUGGACGGGCUCUACCAAGAAAAGUUCCCAGACACCUUUGUCGACCCUUCUCUCAUCCAACCAGUCCAAUCCGGACCUGGCUUCACUCCUACCAUCUCCUAUCCCGAUCAAUCGACAUAUGCUUAUCCUACCGCACCCAUGAACUUUACUCCCCACUCUCCCGCCGCCUCUCCCGUGCCCUAUAGCGACAACCUCGACACGCAACGGGGAUCGCCACUUUUGGUGCCGGGAACCACCCACUCACGACCAGUGUCGGUUUACGACCGCCGGUCAUCCAUCUCUUCUAUCCAGUCCCGCCGCUCCCAGCGCAGCCCCGCACUGAGCAGCAUUGAAGCCGACGAUGAGGUCCACCAGAAGGGCCGUUGCCCACACCCUGACUGUGGCCGCGUCUUCAAAGAUCUCAAGGCACACAUGCUCACUCACCAGUCUGAACGGCCGGAGAAGUGCCCAAUCUCGACUUGCGAGUACCACACCAAGGGCUUCGCUCGCAAAUACGACAAGAAUCGCCACACCUUGACCCAUUACAAGGGCACUAUGGUCUGCGGCUUCUGCCCAGGCUCUGGCUCCCCCGCGGAGAAGAGCUUCAACCGCGCGGACGUCUUCAAGCGCCACCUUACCUCGGUGCACGGUGUGGAGCAAACGCCUCCAAACUGCCGCAAGCGCAGUCCUACCGGCUCGACUCAGAAGGGCAUGAACUACGGCAGCGACGCGACGGGCAAGUGUUCGACUUGCUCGGCGACUUUCAGCAAUGCCCAGGACUUCUACGAGCACUUGGACGACUGUGUUCUGCGUGUGGUGCAGCAGGAAGAGCCCUCCGAGGCGAUCAACCAACAACGAUUGGCCGAAGUCGCCGCUGAUGAGGAGGUGCAAAAGACGAUGGAGAAACACCAAUUGCUGGACGUGGCUGGCCCCGUCGACGCCCUUGAUGAUAAUGACUCUCACGACGAUGACGAUUCCCACGACUCCUCCUGGCGCGCCGACCCAUCAUCGGCUCUGGCAACGCCGUCACGAAAUCCGGCUCCGGGGGCAGCAUCCAAGAAUGGCGGCCGUGCGGUUGCGACUCGCCGCCGCAAUAACCGCGGUAAUUACCCGCAGUCUUGGGGAUGCCCGAACUCCAGCAUGAAGACUAAGAAGCGUGUGCUGUGUGUGUUUGAUGGUCAGCGCCGCUUGUGGAAGGACGAGAUGAUGCUCAACAAUGAGUUUGAAGUUCGUCUGCGUUUGCCUGGUGGGGCUGGCGAUGGGACUCAUCGUGAUGCAUAUGUCACGGAUCUCGAUGUCGAGACUAUGAAGCGUGCCGAGGGCGUUCAUGGUGCUAACGAAGAGGAGCGCGGCCCUUGGAUUGAGGGUCCUGUGUCCCAACUUAUGGGUCAGCCGGCAAUGUUGUUGCCGGAUAUGUGCCAGCCGCAAGAUGAUGAGAUUUCUUUGAAUGAACUCAUGUCUUGA
This is a messenger RNA of Penicillium daleae, 1911 nucleotides long. RefSeq lists its product as uncharacterized. The record is from RefSeq and is a predicted model, not a curated record. Gene Ontology annotation, cellular component: nucleus. The transcript has 4 exons. Gene Ontology annotation, biological process: regulation of transcription by RNA polymerase II. The coding region runs from base 1 to 1911 and encodes 636 amino acids. NCBI's taxonomy places the organism in Eukaryota, Fungi, Ascomycota, Eurotiomycetes, Eurotiales, Aspergillaceae.